AUGUCUGGGCCAGGAGAACGUUUCCAUGUUCUGGCUCAGCUAGAUCAUCUGCACUCGAAAUAUACCGGAACUGGUCAUGCAGAUACAUCACGAUAUGAGUGGUUAACGAAUCAAAUGAGAGACACACGCGCCUCUCAGAUGAGCCACCCAGGUAUGACAUCGUUUAUCGCCAUUGUCGAGAACGAGUCUCGCGCCAGGACUCGUUACAAUCUUUUGAAUCGUAUGAUUUUACCGUGUGGUCCUCCUCCCGAGAAGUCACCGCUUGAUGAUUGA
Molecule: messenger RNA, 273 nt
Organism: Necator americanus (New World hookworm)
Lineage: Eukaryota; Metazoa; Nematoda; Chromadorea; Rhabditida; Ancylostomatidae
Exons: 2
Coding region: 1-273 (90 amino acids)
Biological process (GO): mRNA splicing, via spliceosome
Cellular component (GO): precatalytic spliceosome; U2 snRNP
Source: RefSeq, a predicted model, not a curated record